Theileria equi strain WA is the source of this 1350-nucleotide messenger RNA. RefSeq lists its product as hypothetical. The transcript has a single exon. NCBI's taxonomy places the organism in Eukaryota, Apicomplexa, Aconoidasida, Piroplasmida, Theileriidae. Bases 1 to 1350 code for a protein of 449 amino acids. The record is from RefSeq and is a predicted model, not a curated record.
AUGUUGUGGAGUUCCGGAGUGAGGAAGUUGUCUUCCGGGUUGAGGACUCUUCCUGCACUGGAACCUGCGAAGGACCUGGAGACGAGGCGGAUGAUCGACAAAUACCACAGGUACAUGUUCUUCUUCAUAGGGUUUGCAUUGGCGGCUAAUCUGAACACGAGUCUUCUCACUGAGACUCUGUUUGAGUGUGACAACUUUGCUAACAAGUGCAACUUUUCCUACUUUGCGUCUGGGUUGGCUGCAUUCCUACUCGCCUCCUUCACACUGCAUUUGGACUUCAAAUCCAUGUUGGUAUUCGGAUGGUUGUUUGUGCCACUCCAGAUAUCACUGGUGUUGAUUGGAGUGUUUGGAGAAGGUGUCGGAGCUCGCAAUGCGUUCAUCAUUUGCUACGCAGUUUACGGCGCACUGGAAGGAUUCACUCUCAAGUCGUGUACAUUCGUCAUAUCGAGGUUCUUUCUGAACUCCACAAUCUCCAUUUUGUCUGCUGGUUACCCGGCCUCUGACAUUGUCCUGGGUUGUUUUCAGUACCUGGUGGAGCAUUUGGUGGGUUUGGAGACCACGUCCAGCAUCAGACUCUGUUUGGCCUUGUGUCACUUGUUCCAAACGGUACUCACCAUCAUAGGGUUGAUCUGGGCCACUGUAUUGUACUUCAAGUACAGUUCCAGAGGUUCAGAGGAGAGUGUUGUCAGUACCCGGGGCGAGUUCUCGAGGUUCACUCAGUUUCUGAGAGUGGCGUCUCACAUCAGGUUUUACUACUCAAGGGUGAUGUUAUUUGGACUGACAAGCUUCAUAGUUGCAUUUUUCUUUCCCUGUUUGAUCCCCUUCCUCUUUGACAUCUCUCACACUGCAAAGUUGGUGAUAUCUCUGACAUUCACCUUGAUGGACGUUAUCGGCAUUUUAUACUCAUCCACUGUUGAUGAGACGGUAGACCCGUCUGGCAGGAAGGAGUCUCAGUCCCACAUCUCGUUUUUGUUUUUCAGGGACCUCCACCUGUACGUUGCAGGUGUCCUUGCUCUGGCGACCUGUGCAUUCACACUGUGGGCCAGAUGCCAGGGUGACUAUGAGUUUGUGAAGUCCGCAGAAGCGAUCUUCUUCAUCACAGUGGUUACGUGUUUUGUCGACGGCUACUUGUAUGGAAGGGCACUCAAUGGGUGCAACCCUAUUCUAGAGUACUACAACAUUCAGGUCGACGAGGAGGGCAACAAGAUAGUUUCAGACGAGAUCAUCGAGAUGAACAACACUGUAAACGACGUCUCGAUGGUGUUGGAAUACGUCUUUACGGCGGUCUCACUCUGUGCCUCUAACGUGACUGAGGAACUCAUCCUCAAUAUUAUAGCUCAGACCGCUUAA